GUUUCUCUCUCUCCUCGGUAGAUUUGAUGGCGCGGGUACGGUUCCGUCGCCAAGUGCAGUUUGCAGCCAUAGUUUCGUCCCUGCCAAAAGGAGUGUGAAAAGAUCUUCUAGUAGAGUAUAUCUUAACGGCGCACGACGGCGGUUGGUGGUGGUUGUCCAUUUUGGUUUUUUUUUCGCUUUACUUCACGUGGACGAUAAUGCAAUGAAUCGGUGCUGUGCGAUUUCAGCGGUAUCAUAUCGGUAUCAAGCAUGAGCAUAAAACAUGAGCGUGAAGAUCGGAAAACUAAAAUGAGCGAAACCCCCGGAGUCGUCGAUAUAGAACACCUUAGGCAAAUGAGCCAUUCGUACGAAGAAGUUGUGUUUCGGUUGAUAAAAGUAAAUGCGGAAAUUGGCUGUGGCUCACAAACGAAACGAGGGAUACACUGUAGCUGUAGCUGGCUGAUUACAGGAAUUGUUCCAUAAGUUGAUCUUUAUUCGGAGAACAAAAUUAGGUGGCGAUUAUUCACCGUAUAGCGUAGGACAGAUGAAGUAAUGUAUUACCAUUGCACUGCUUCCGAUUGCUCAAAAACUACAAAAGCGAUCUAACUCGAACCAACUGCAAGGAUAUUCAAAUAGUUCCUUUCGUUUUAAGAGAAGCUGUAUUUAUGUAUAUUUAUUAUUCACACUGUUUAAAAAAAAUGCAUGCGCAUAUUGUAUAAGUCGUCGUUAGCGUACGUCAUAUAAAUUAAAAACACUCUGCGACUGAUCCAUUGCAAAAAUGCCCAUCAGCCUGUGUCUAACGAAUUCGUGUGGCUCACCGUCUACCGUCGUGCCAGAGGCACCGCAAACGACUUGCACGGAGAUGGACCGAGAUCGACAGAAUGUAAAUGAAGAUAAUUGCGAAAAACAGUCCAACUCCAACAAAGUGUUUAAAAAAUCAACCCUGCCACAGUUCCCGUCGGCGACGGUUUCGAUGAUGUACGGCUCGAGCAAGAGUAAAAAGUACUACAAUAAUGCGUCCAAUCGAAAAAAACAGCAGCACAUCAUCGAUAGUUUGAAAUCAUGGAAUCUCAACAUAGCACCUAGUGGCCUGGACAAGUCCGAAGAGGAGUCAGUGGCAGUAACCAUCGCAUCGAAUCAGAAGAAAGAGUUUGCGUGCCCUUCCGCGUCCACAUGCCCGAACGCUGAUGGGACAUUGGAUGAUUACGAGCAAGACAAUAGAGCGGUGGGCUAUAUCACGGAAAGCAUCCGCAAGACUUCGUCGAAAAAGAAAGUGCCGGAAUUUAUUGGCAAUAAGUUUAAACCGGAGGAAGCGAAAGCGGAGCAUCCGUUGGCUGUGGUAUCCAAGGUAGACCGAGACAAUGCUACUAAUGAAAUGGGGCACAAAAAUACUAAGCAUGCAAGAUCUCUCGAAUCUGCUGCUGCAGAAGAGGGUGACGUCGGAAGUGUUGUUAAUAAUCAUGCGGCAUCCUCUCAUCUCGCCGACACGUUAACCGGUUCGAGGGCAGAAAUGUAUUACGGACGUGCUGGUAAUGUGCCGCCUGUUAAAAAAAACCCGACUUCAUUGCAUCCGGAGUUCCAAGCUCCAUCGUCCUUUGCUGCAAAAGCAAAUCAACAAAAACACUCACAUAAAUCAUAUGUUCGCUCAUCCAGCCAUUGUACUGCUGCCAGUCCCGCAAACGUACCGAUCAGUGCGUCUGCAAAUAGCUCGGAAAAGUCAGCAACAGACGGAAGCCGAGAGUGUAAAGAAUCUGGAUCUGGAUCUACCGCUGAUCAAACCCAUGUUUCAGUUAUGUCUCUGAUGUUGCAGGGCAACUCGAAGCAGCAGCAGAAUGAGGCACUUCGUUUGAAACAAUUCACUAGUAAUACGGCCGUAUCUUCCGUCAUUUCUAAAGCUGGCCAUUCAAAUCAACAUGUUGUUACUCCAAAUCAAGCGUCAUACAUUCCUACACUUGGAUCGCAAAAUCCAUCAAAACAGCAGGUACUGAUUCACAAUGCACAGGACCACCAUCAGUCGUUGCAACAGCACAAUAAUACCGUUCCUCAUCAAUAUUCGUAUGAUUUUUUACGUGAUGUCGGUUUAAAAAUGUCCCUCUGCACUGUUACCAAUGGAGCAAGUAACAACAGCUCAUCGGGCGACAUUGCGAUGUACCGUGGUUCGACGUCUCAAGUGAACUAUAAUUUUACUCAACAAUUCCAGCAGCAUAUGAUGCAGCAUCAUCACAAUAAUCAGCUGCACCAGCGCAGUUCCCGGCAGUCGCCGCACCAGCAACAACCGCUGGUACAAUUGCAUAGGAUUAUUCCACAGCACACGGGACAGUACAAUCGUUCCCAAAGCAUGUACGGUGGAGAUGAGCUAGCUACGCAACAGUGCGGAAUGGUCGAAUCCCAACCAUAUUCCAACUAUGCACUGAUGAAUGCGGGUGACGGACACAACUCCAUGAACGUUGGUAAACAUUUUGAAGUAUCUUCCUACCUGUACAACCAAAACGGAGGUGUUCAUGCGCAACACCAAGCGGUACAUUACACGCAACAGGCGCCGGAGCACCACGUACAGCAGAUGCAUACCAACUAUCACCAGAAUAACAACUAUCAGUAUCACAACCGCAACGGCAAUACCGGCAAUGGUGGGGGUGGCAAUCAAUUAAGCUACGUUUCGCAAGGCGUCACAAGGGCCAUUGGUACGGUAAAUGGUAGAGACGAUCAAGGAAGGACUGGUGGUGGUGGUGGUGGUGGUAAAAAGCACUGGAAUACUCACGGAAAAGGAAAAAAUGGCUCCAUACAGACAAACGGAAAUAAACACGUGAACAAAGUGCAAAACAUUGGUUAUGGAUACCGAAAAAACUAUAACCAUUACUAUAAUCAUACUGCUGCUGGUGGAAAUCACUACUACGAACAUAUCACGAUGCAGCCGCAUCAGCAGCAACAAUCACUGCAGCAACAGCAACAGCACCACCCUCAGCAUCAUCAAAAUCAUUAUAAACAGCAACAUUUGCACCGAAACCUUGUAUACGUCCGUGGUUAUGAUAGAGGGCAUGGUGCUGCAUCUUCAAGCGAAUUUACCAACGCGAAUCAGCAGCAGGAGAUAAAACAAGCGGAAGUAGAGCGUUCUACUUCACCGAAACAAGCAGGGGAUGGAAGUGCGGUUGAAAAAAUUAUAAAUUCAGUAGCAGCAAAAGAGAAUGAUGGCCGCAACGAAUCAUCAUCCACAGAUUCAGUACCCUCCGAUACACAACAACAACAGACGGUGGCCAAUAAUGCUUUUCGUGGGGCGGAAGACGUGCCGGAUACCACGAAGAACUCUGAAUUGCACAUAGAGCGUGUUUAUAAGGCGACGAAAAGAUGCAGCGUUCCUCGUUCGUCAUCGUCUUCUUCGGUGGUGUCGAUUCCGUCGACAGACUCAUCGGUGCUGUCUAGUAAUACAUCUCAAACACAUCUGUUGGAAUCUACACACGCCAAUGUACACGACUACGAAUCGGAUUCGUCCCAUUCUUCCGAGUAUCCAGAGGGUACGUAUCGCUAUUUGAAGUACAAUGAAACGAACGAAGAGAAAGGGUUCCGGUCGUCAUCGUCCACCUCAUCAGGAAUAUCGUCCUCCUCCGCAUAUCCGACGUUGACCGAGUUUGUCCCUUCGGCACCUUCGUCUCUGCAUGCGUCAACCGCGGGGCUGGUUGGUGAAUUUAUCGUUCGAAGUCAAAGUUUUCAUGGCUCACAUCAGAACCUCAUGACGUACACUAGCAGUGGCGGCGGAAGUGUUGGCGACCAUAGCCCUCCAAUUGGCUCGCCGAAAGGAACAUCGAGAACUGUUACGGGCACCCAGUCUGUGCCGGUGUUUGGAGAACUGUUCGGUAACGCUAGCCAUAGCCAUCCGAACCCUAUUCAAUUCAUAAAUAGCCAGACGGCAGGGAGUUUUGGAAGUAGCUCAUCUUUGGAACUGGCACUGCAAGCAGCAGCUGCCAGUUCUUCAAGUUCGUCGUCGCUGUCUGCGUCAUCGGUGCCGCCCAACGAUUCUCAGUCGAUGCAGAGCGGACAUCCAAAGACACGCAGUCAAUCGGGACGAACAUCACCCGCCACCAACACACAUUACCGGUCGCACCGAUCGAUGGGAACUAAUGUUGCUGGAUCUCUUUUCAGCACCACCACUAAAGGACAAUCGUCAGCCGGUGGAACCGUGCGCAAAAAUAAUCAUGUUUCCAUGAGCUAUGUACAUCGUUCAUCAUUGCCCGCCGAUUUUCAAUACACACCGGCAGAUCGAUUCAUUCAGCGUGCGGAUGAUGUCGAAAUGAAGUCUCCGCCGGUUGCGCUCACUGAUGGCAGCAUUUGGGACAAUCUAUCGUUAGCGAUCUGGGAAAAGUUCACUGCUGCCCAGCAGUCGGAAGAGAAAUAUCUUGAAAAGAUGCAACUAUGGCGCGAUCUGUAUAUCUCGAUCAAGAAAGGCUUUCCGAAGUAUAGCCUUUAUCUGGUCGGCAGCACGAUCUCUGGCUUUGGUGCUGACAGUUCAGAUGUGGACAUGUGCCUUGUUUCGCGGAGCGCUCCCAGCUGCUACGAUCCUCGCUUGGAAGCGUUGCUCAAUUUGUCACUGGUGAAGGAAUAUUUCAUGAGUAUGCCAUCGUCAAGCUUCAACGACUUCAGCUUGAUUCAAGCAAAAGUGCCAAUUCUCCGCUUUCAAGACAGCAAGCACGGCAUUGAGGUGGAUCUGAAUUUCAACAAUUGCGUUGGGAUUAGGAAUACGCAUUUGUUGCACUGUUAUUCGCAGAUGGACUGGCGCGUUAGACCGUUGGUGUUGGUGGUAAAGUUGUGGGCCCGGCAUCACAACAUAAACGAUGCUAAAAACAUGACUAUAUCCAGCUACUCUCUGGUAUUGAUGGUUAUUCAUUUCCUGCAGUACGGAACAAGCCCACCAGUUCUUCCAUGUUUGCAUGCCUUACAUCCUGAAAAGUUUAUGAAAAUCAUCGACAUUCAUAAUAUAGAAAUGAUCGAACGCAUCGAACCAUAUCACACAGAUAACAAGGAAAGCUUGGGAGAAUUGUUGCUAAGUUUCUUGGAUUAUUAUACAAAAUUCGAUUAUGAACACUACGCUAUAUCUGUAAGAACAAGUACCAUCAUACCGAUAGAAGAAUGCCGUCUAGCAAGAAGCUACAAAAAUGAUCCUCACCAUUGGAAGCAUUUGUGCAUAGAAGAACCGUUCGACUUUACCAACACAGCUCGGUCGGUAUUUGAUGGUGAUGUUUUCGAACAGAUAAAGUCCACCUUUGCAACCUCGUGGCGGAUGCUAAAAGAUAGCAAAAGCUUGAGUGUUUUAUUCGGCGAGCCAUUAUUUACUCCGGUCACUUCGACACUGUCUAUAACAUCGUGAUCAUUAGUCGCUUGCAUAAGACUGGAACUUUAUAAUGUACAUCGGACGUUUAACGUGCUUGGUGGCAUUUGUGUUACGAUUUCGGUAGGAUGUAUCCGUGCAAAUGGAAUCCAAAUACCAGAAAAGUGAACGAAAAUUGUGUGAAAAGACUGAUGUAAGGAAUACUGCUGCACGGGUUUGCCCCGGCAGGAGUCGUAAAGAAAGUGCGCAGUGCGUCACAGGAAUACAUUUAUCAGUCGCCUAAGAUAAAUGAUAAACUUGUCCCAAACAGAAGCCAAGCUCGCAUUGUUACAAGUAUUUGGAUUUAAUAAGCUAUAAACUCGCUGCCAUGUUCAAGCAAUGUAAGGCUUAAGCAAUACAGUAAUACUGGUGAUUGUUACACAUAUUAUCGUUGAUAUCAGAGGACAUGCAAUGAUUAGGCGGUUUCUUAAUAUUCCUUGGACGCUCCUGUAGUUUAUGCACAAUUAUUACUAUGAGUGGUACUAAAAAACAAAGAAAAAAAACUCUAGUGAAAGUGGAAAAAUAUACAAAGAAAGAAGAUAUAGGAGAAUGUUAAACAUAAGAGUGAAUAAGAAAAAACAAACCAAGGUGAUGUCCAGAAAUUACUGGAAAGUAUCAUGGAAUGAUCUCGUUUAGUAAAACUUAAACAACCAGUUAUGGUGCCAUUAAAAAGAAAAGAAAAAAAGUGAAAACACAAGUAUUGAAAAAGAGAUCCUAUAGCAAAUGGGUAAUCGAUGCUCGUCAUGUUGGAUCUAUAUGAUCUGCGAAUAAACAAAAAGAGUACUAUACUACCUUGUGAGGACCAAAAAACAUGGUUUAAUAGUAGAAGUAGUAGUUAGGAAGGGGGAAGGGAGGGAAACGUAGCAGGAUGGCAUUUUACACAUGUCCACAUAAUGCUCUAGUUAAAGAGAGGAGUUGUCGUGGCAGAAUUCACAGUUAGUAUGAUCGUGAGUGUAGAGCGCGUCUUGCUGGAUGCAUUGAUUCCGAGAAGAAAGAUACUUCUUUGAUACAAAGGGUUUUUUGUCUUCUAAAACCUAAACACUUCUCCAGAGUGAGAAUUUGCUACAAACGUUGAACGCAUUAGAAAACUAGCAAUUCAUCCAGAGAUCAUCAUAAUAAGCAAUAGAUGAAGGAAUAUGUAGCAAAACAAAAGGAAAGACACACAACAUUUCGCCAAUGAAACAAAAAACAAAAGGUAAGCGCGCAUCGUCACGAAUCUAAAGCAAUACUUUAUUGAAUGAGUCUCUGUUUUAAAAGUAGACGUGUUUAAAGGUAAUAAGAAAUAUGGCUGUGAAAUCAGAGAUAUAAAACUACUACUACUAGCAUAACGUACGCGCCUGGCUGGCUGAAUCGGGUCGAGUGUAUUGAUACUGCCCAAGUGUUACGAAAAAAAACAAAUGUCUAGAUUCCGAAGACGAAACACGAUAAUUUAUAUUAUAUUUUUAGAGUUAAUUUAUGCAGCGUGAGUGGUAGAACAGCAGAAAGAUGCUUGCGUCAUGUUGUUGAAAUGCGUCCGAUCUGCUGAUGAAAGAGGAUUUCCGGAGCAAUAAUCGAACAGCGAUUAAAUGCUAGCAUUUCAUUUAACUCAUGUUUGAGGAAUAGGAAAUGGAGGCAGAAAAAAGAAAAAAAACAAAUAGCAAAGUAGAAAA
This is a messenger RNA of Anopheles arabiensis, 6984 nucleotides long. Its product is annotated as poly(A) RNA polymerase gld-2 homolog B. Gene Ontology annotation, cellular component: cytosol. Lineage: Eukaryota; Metazoa; Arthropoda; Insecta; Diptera; Culicidae. Bases 758 to 5335 code for a protein of 1525 amino acids. Gene Ontology annotation, molecular function: poly(A) RNA polymerase activity. The record is from RefSeq and is a predicted model, not a curated record. The transcript has 8 exons.